Molecule: messenger RNA, 2545 nt
Organism: Dendrobium catenatum
Lineage: Eukaryota; Viridiplantae; Streptophyta; Magnoliopsida; Asparagales; Orchidaceae
Product: C-terminal binding protein AN-like
Exons: 7
Coding region: 136-2169 (677 amino acids)
Biological process (GO): microtubule cytoskeleton organization
Molecular function (GO): NAD binding
Source: RefSeq, a predicted model, not a curated record
ACUUCCCGGCAGCAGGACCCCCACGCCAUAUGGUCACUUUUUCCCAUCGUCUUCCCCACAUGCGGGAAGGUAGGGAAAAGCCGCCACGUAACAUCGUGAAGAUGAGCGAUAAAGCUCACUUUUUGAAAAUACAUCAUGAGUGAAGGAGUGAAGCUGAGGAAAGUGCAGACGAGAUCGCACUAUUCUAUUUAUCCGAGCGGCAGCAAGAUGAAAGCCGGUAGCGGCGACGGCAAGAUGAAAGCCGGUAGCGGCGGCGGCAAGAUGAAAGCCGGUAGCGGCGGCGGCGGAUCUCCGUCCGAUCCAAACCACCCUCCUCAACUCCCUUUGAUCAUCUCACUCAACUGUAUCGAAGACGUCUCCUUCGAACAACAAUCCCUAACCGGCAUAGCCUCUGUCGAACACGUUGCCCUCUCUGACCUCUCCGACGGUAGAAUCGAAUCCGCUGCCGUUGUACUCCUCCACUCCCUCGCCUUCUUACCCCGCGCGGCGCAGCGCCGACUCCAGUCAUGGCAGCUCAUCAUCUGCCUUGGAUCAAGUAGCCGUUUAGUUGAUUCUGCCUUAGCUACUGAUCUUGGCCUCCGCGUUGUACACAUUGAUGUGAGCCGUGCGGAUGAGAUUGCUGAUAGUGUUAUGGCUUUGCUUCUUGUUUUGCUACGGCGGUCGCAUUUGUUGGCAAGGCACUCUUCGGCGUCUUCAGCUGUGUCUGGAUGGGUCGGGUCGGUUCAGCAGCUGUGCCGGGGGAUGCGGCGGUGUCGAGGUCUGGUGGUUGGGAUUAUUGGGAAGUCUGCCUCAGCGCGUUGCUUGAUUGAGAGGGUUGUGGGGUUUAGGAUGAGUGUGAUUUACUUUGAUGUACUUGAGGGGAAUGGAAGGUCUCGUCACAGCUCUAUAGCAUUUCCUCCAGUUGCUAGAAAAAUGGACACUCUCAAUGAUUUAUUGGCAGCAAGCGAUAUUGUGUCACUUCAUUGUGUACUUUCAGACGAUACAGUGCAGAUUCUGAAUGCUGAAUGCUUGCAACAUAUAAAACCUGGAGCAAUUAUAGUCAAUACAGGUAGCAGCCAACUAAUAGAUGAUUGCGUUUUAAAGCAGCUAUUGAUUGAUGGUACUAUAGCAGGCUGUGCAUUGGAUGGCGCUGAAGGACCACAAUGGAUGGAAGCAUGGAUUAGAGAGAUGCCGAAUGUGAUAAUUCUUCCCAGGAGCGCUGAUUACAGUGAAGAAGCAUGGAUGGAAGUAAGGGAGAAAGCCAUUUGUAUGUUGCAAUCUUUUUUGCUUGAUGGAGUUAUUCCAAAUAAUGAUGUUUCUGAUGAAGAUGAAGAAAAGAGUGAUAUAGCAUAUGAUGAGCAAUCAGAGAAGCAAGUAAUGGAAAAUCCUCUGUUUUUUGAUGCUGAGCAGAGGAUAGAUGUAAGCCAGUUCAAUGCAGGAUAUAAUCAAAAGGUAGGGAUCAGUCAGUUGAAAGAGUCACAAGUUUCGGUGCUCUCUCAAAAUAUUGCCUCAAGAUCUGAGGGCAAGAACAGUAGUUAUAGCAAAAAAGGUAAGAAGAGAUCUGCACGGCAAAGAUCCCAGCGAAAAUCUGAUGAUUUCUCUGGAGUUGAUAGCUGUCACAGAUCUCACCAAGAUGAUGAUACUGCCACAAGUACUAGAGAACAAAGUUCUCGUUUUACUUUUCCUGAGGAUUCUAAAAAUAAGCAAGUUUGUCUUUUAGGACCAAACAUGGAAUCUGUUGAGAAACCAGUCACAGUAACUAAGGGAGUUGGUAUGAAAUCUGUUGAAAUUCUGAAAGAUGGCUUUGUAAUAGCUUUGCGUGCUAGAGAUCAUCCUGGCUUUCAUGUGUCUAGACAAAGAGUACCUGGUGCUGGUUGGUUCCUUGAUACAAUUUCCAGCAUAACUAAAAAGGAUCCUGCUGCACAAUUCCUUGUUUCUUUUAGGAGCAAGGAUACAGUAGGAUUGCGAUCUUUAGCUGCUGGGGGGAAACUAUUACAGAUAAACAGAAGAAUGGAAUUCGUAUUUGCGAGUUAUAAUUUUGACGUGUGGGAGAGUUGGAAGUUAGAAGGAUAUUCGCUUGAAGAAUGUAGGCUGGUCAAUUGUAGAAAUCCAUUGGCAGUAUUGGAUGUGCACAUUGAGAUUCUUGCAGCUGUGGGUGAAGAGGAUGGGAUUUCUCGAUGGCUUGACUGAUUUAUCAUCUAAGAUUUACCAAAGUGUGUUUGUUUGUUGUUUGGAUCCAUCUUAAAUUCUGCUGUGGGAUCUCCAGUUUUGAGUGUUUGCAAGGUAACUGUUCCUCAUAUUUUAUGUUCAAAUUUCAGAAAUCUUUCUCUUUAUUCAAAGUGGCACUUCAUAUGCUCCUUGUUAAUUUCUUCUGUCCUUCAUUUAUGGCAAUUUCAUAGCAGAUUGCAUAUCCUGUAUCUUGUAACUUUGUUCUCUUGUUGAUAUUCUGGAAGGUCACUACCAAUUGUAUAUUUAUGUAGACAUUUGUUUUUCUUGAAUUGGGCUUGUGCUUUCAAUGUAUUACUUUGAAUUGUGGCUUGAAUCAUAAAGAAUCCUCUCAUGACUA